UGGGGUUGCGCUCACUUCCAAUCUCUCUCUCAUGCCUACCACACUCUUCUCUUCUCUUCUCUCUUAAAUUCGGUCCUCACCUCUCCUCAUUUUCAUUCUCUCCCUCUCUCUCUCCGAAUAGCUAUUUUAUCUCAAUUUCCCAUGAUUCCCUUUUGCCCAAAAUGCCCUCACUCCCCAAGUUCUCCCUCCACUUCCUCUCAAGGUGCUUCGGAAUAUUCCGGCACUGGAGGAUCCUCUCCGAUAGGGAUGCCCACAACGACGAUGAGACUCCCGCAAUCGAGUGCUACGCAUGCACUCAAGCAGGCGUACCCGCCUUCCACUCGACGAGCUGCGACCGAUCACACUCGCCGGAAUGGGAGGCGGACGCAGGAUCUUCGUUGAUCCCGAUUCAGGGCCGUCGUGGUAGUGGUCAGGGGGCCCACCGGGCCACCAACACUACCGGCCCAUUUUCAUCAUGGUGGAUCUUCGGCCGGGUGCUGGAUCCACGCAGCAUGCCCGUCCAGAGGUGGAACCGCGCGUUGCUGCUCGCGCGUGGCGUGUCGCUGGCCAUUGAUCCGUUGUUCUUCUACUCGCUCUCGAUCGGACUGGGCGGGGCGCCUUGCCUCUACAUGGACGGUGGACUGGCUGCGAUCGUCACUGCUCUACGCACGCUGACAGAUGCCGUGCACCUGUUCCAUGUGUGGCUCCAGUUCCGGCUGGCGUACGUAUCGAGGGAGUCGCUCGUGGUGGGGUGUGGGAAGCUCGUGUGGGAUGCGCAGGAGAUCGCCUUGCACUACGUACGGUCCAUCAAGGGCUUUUGGUUCGACGCCUUCGUCAUUCUACCCGUACCUCAGGUGGUUUUCUGGUUGAUCGUGCCAAAAUUGAUUAGGCAAGAGGAGAUUAAGCUGAUAAUGACUAUUCUUCUACUAAUCUUCUUGUUCCAAUUCCUGCCCAAAGUCUACCACAGCAUUUGCCUGAUGAAGCAGAUGCAGAAGGUUACAGGUUACAUUUUCGGGACCAUCUGGUGGGGUUUUGCCCUUAAUCUCAUCGCCUAUUUCAUCGCAUCACAUGUUGCUGGGGGUUGCUGGUAUGUUCUCGCAAUACAACGUGUGGAGUCAUGCAUUCAGCAACAAUGCGAGAAAGAUGGAAGUUGUAGUCUCAUGUCUUUGUCGUGCUCGAAGGAAGUCUGUUAUCGGCUCCCAUUACCAUCAUACAUGAUUGAAUAUUCUUGUGGGAAUAACCUGACGACGACCGAGAAAAUCCCACUAUGUUUGAAUGGCAACGGGCCAUAUCACUACGGUAUCUACAAGUGGGCGCUCCCUGUUGUUUCAAGCAACUCGCUCAUUGUCAAGAUCCUUUAUCCGAUCUUUUGGGGCUUAAUGACACUCAGCACUUUCGGCAACGAUCUCGAACCCACGAGUCACUGGCUAGAAGUGAUAUUCAGUAUAAUUAUUGUCCUCAGUGGGCUACUUCUCUUCACUUUGUUGAUUGGAAAUAUUCAGGUAUUUUUGAGCGCGGUCAUGGCAAAGAAGAGGAAGAUGCAGUUGAGGUGUCGAGACAUGGAGUGGUGGAUGAAGCGAAGACAAUUGCCGUCACGCCUGAGACAGAGAGUCCGCCGCUACGAGCGCCAUAGAUGGGCUGCAUUGGGAGGCGAGGAUGAGAUGGAUAUGAUUAAAGAUCUGCCGCAAGGACUUAGACGCGGCAUCAAGCGUUAUCUCUGUCUGGAUCUCAUCAAGCAGGUGCCUUUAUUCCACAACUUGGAUGAUCUGAUCCUAGAUAAUAUAUGUGACAGGGUUAAACCCCUUGUUUUCUCCAAGGACGAAAAGAUAAUUAGAGAAGGAGACCCCGUGCAACGAAUGGUGUUCAUCGUUCGGGGGCACAUAGAGAGUAGCCAAAGCCUUAGCAAAGGCAUGAUCGCAACCUGCAUGUUGGGCCCUGGGAACUUUCUAGGGGAUGAGCUUUUCUCUUGGUGCCUUCGUCGGCCAUUCCUCGACCGCCUUCCAGCCUCCUCUGCUACCUUUGUUUGUAUAGAAGCCACAGAGGCCUUCGGCCUUGAUGCGCAGCACCUCCGGUAUAUCACUGACCACUUCCGGUACAAAUUUGCAAAUGAAAGGCUGAAGAGAACGGCAAGAUAUUAUUCAUCACAUUGGCGGACAUGGGCAGCUGUGAACAUACAGUUAGCUUGGCGUCGUUACAAAAUGGGAACAAACAGUCAUAUGAUUCAAGCAUUGGGAAAUGGCGACAGUGACCGUCGCCUUCGAUUAUAUGCCGCCAUGUUCAUGUCAUUCCGGCCGCAAGACCACCUAGAUUGAUGUUAGGGACGAUGGUUGCUUAUGAUUUGCUUGAAUUCAAACAAAAAUAUGUUUUCUACUAGUGGCAGAAUUCAGAAGCCAUGGAGAUGUUUUCCCGCAGUGUGGGAUGAGAGACUUGAAAAUUGGAAUAAAUCAUUUUUUCCAUUCGAGAAUAAUAUCUUUCUAAUUCAAUUUUUUCAACGAUUGAUAAAA
This is a messenger RNA of Magnolia sinica, 2483 nucleotides long. Its product is annotated as cyclic nucleotide-gated ion channel 2. The record is from RefSeq and is a predicted model, not a curated record. The coding region runs from base 162 to 2291 and encodes 709 amino acids. NCBI's taxonomy places the organism in Eukaryota, Viridiplantae, Streptophyta, Magnoliopsida, Magnoliales, Magnoliaceae. The transcript has 8 exons.